AUGCUCGAUUUGUUCAAGUCGUUGCUCCCGAAGAAAGAACGGCAGUGGUGCGGUGCCUGUCUCUUUGAGCUCAAUCCGACGGCCAAAUCACUCUCAUCCGACAUAGGCGGCCGGUACGAGUACGCGUUUGCAGAGAGCGACGACCACGAGUUUAGCUAUGCAGAUUUAAUCAAGUCCUCCAAGCGCGGCUGUGAUCGGUGCAAGGCUCUCGCCUCGGCAUUUGAAAGCUUUGGCGUCGCCGGCUUCGAAGUGGCAAGGUUGGAGCCACACCUAAACUCACCGGGGAGUCCACUUCUGGAGAUUUCAAGUGCCGAUGGUACCAGCCAAGUCUUUGAGAUUUGUAGUAGCGAGACGCCGUUGGACAGGCCGGUGUUUUUCGCGGAUGAUCCCUCACCGCACGUCGUGCUAUGCCGAGGCCACAAGCUCUCACGCACCACCGGAGACAACGAGGCUCUCGAUCAGGCAGCAGAGUGGCUAACGGAAUGUCGGACUUCUCAUGGCGGGUGUCAAGUCGGCGACCCGGAGUUUGUGCCUAAUCGGUUACUCUAUCUGGGAGACGGCCGGGCUGAUAGUAAUACUCUCGAGCUCGUCGAGAAGCCGGCUGCUGUACCCUACGCGGCUCUGAGCCAUAGGUGGACAGAAGAAACGCCGUCCAAGUCCCUCUUGACGUCUAAUCUUCUGGAUCGAAAGCAGCAUGGUAUGCCUGUAGCAAAUUUACCUCGGAUGAUGCAGGAUGUCGUACUUGUGCUACGUCGACUAGGCAUCGAGUACAUAUGGAUUGAUUGCUUGUGCAUCAUUCAAGAUGACAAGGACGACUGGAAACGAGAGGCAGCGCUUAUGGCCUCCAUCUAUACGAAUGCUGAACUUACCGUGGCGGCUUCGUGGUGCGACCGGCCCGAUCAAAGUCUCUUUCGAGAUCACAGCACGCCCCAGGAAAUAUGCGUAGAUGUCGCCCAAAUCGAUGGCCAGUCCAUCUUUAUACGUCGUAGGAAGCAUCACUUCACCUGGCUCGGCAUCGAAUCCAGCGCUGAUACCAUGGCUGCCGAGAAUCCAGACUUUGAAUGGCCGCUCUUGAACCGAGGCUGGGUGUAUCAGGAGCAGAUGUUGUCACGCCGGAUGCUUCACUUUACGCAAAACGAGCUCAUCUGGGAAUGCUUUGAGGAGACUCGGUGCGAAUGCGGGUGGUAUGACAACAAUACGCGCAUCUCGGGCGCUCAAGACUGGUACAAGCAAUCUCCCGCAUCGAAAGCAUGGUCCCAGGUAAUUAAAGGCUAUGCUAAGCGUCCGCUUACGGUCAUGAGCGAUAGACUUCCAGCUUUGGCAGGGAUUGGUAAGGCGAUUGCAUCAGCAAAAGAUUACGACGCAACAGAGUAUCUCUGUGGGUUCUGGGAGAAGGAGCUUGAACAGACGUUCUUCUGGUAUCUCAGCGAGCCGCCCCUUCAUCCACGGCCUGAUAUGCGUAUGCCAACAUGGUCAUGGGCAUCCGUGUCUGGAGGUGUAGAGUGCUGGCAAGUCUCUCUAGAAGGCGUUGAGUUCUUGGGAAGCGACGUGCAGUACUCUGGUGAUCCUCUUUUAGGUGAUGUGGUGAGCGGAAUGAUGUUGCUCUCCGGACACGUUGCUUCCGGCGUUGUAUACCACGGCCAAGAAUGGACAAGCAUCUUGGAGUCACAGAAAGAUAACUCGGGUACGUCCAGCAUUUUGACCGACAGCAGAGCUACGGAAGAUUAUGGGUUGCAGAUUGGCGGGCAGUUUGCCACUUUUACUCCGGACUACAAGUUAGACAUACCCGGGAGAGGAUUUGUUCCCUCUGGCUCACAAGUUCUUUGUUUACUCUUUGGCCGAACAACUUGUUCCGAAUGGGACGAGUCGGAGGAGAGCGCUGAGACUGUUACGACGCACCUUCUCAUCCUGCGAUGCGUUGAUGGAGCGCCUCUCCGAUACGAAAGGAUAGGAGUAAACGCAACGUGUUUCGAGCUGGACGUGUUUAUGAGUCAAUCUGAGAGGCAGCAACUGACCCUAGUGUAA
Messenger RNA from Trichoderma aggressivum f. europaeum, 2025 nucleotides. RefSeq lists its product as uncharacterized. The record is from RefSeq and is a predicted model, not a curated record. The transcript has a single exon. NCBI's taxonomy places the organism in Eukaryota, Fungi, Ascomycota, Sordariomycetes, Hypocreales, Hypocreaceae. Bases 1 to 2025 code for a protein of 674 amino acids.